This is a messenger RNA of Pochonia chlamydosporia 170, 636 nucleotides long. RefSeq names its product ankyrin repeats (3 copies) domain-containing protein. The coding region runs from base 1 to 636 and encodes 211 amino acids. Gene Ontology annotation, molecular function: protein binding. The transcript has 2 exons. Lineage: Eukaryota; Fungi; Ascomycota; Sordariomycetes; Hypocreales; Clavicipitaceae. The record is from RefSeq and is a predicted model, not a curated record.
AUGGCAGACAGCACUUCCAAGCCUAAGUCAAAGCUCUCAGCUUUCCUAGAAGCUGUAAAACACGACGACCCCGAGGUUCUGGAAACCUUCCUACAGGAAAACGUCGUGGAUAUUGAUCAUAAAUUCAAGUUUGGCCGUACGGCGUUGUGGUAUGCCGUUGCCCAUAGCAACGUGGACGGUCAGCCCUCUCUUCACACACGCCUCCUUCUAGAGUAUGGAGCGAAUCCUGAGAUAUCCGACGACCUCCAACGAACUCCGCUCCAUGUGUCAAUUGAGUCAUUCAACACCGAGGCAACCAGGGAGUUGCUUGCCUGCCCAAGGGUUCAAAUGGAGGCUAAGGACUCUUUGGGACGUACUGCGUUUUCAAGAGCCGCGGCAGAAGGUCACUGGCGGGCGAUAUGCAUGUUUUUGGAUAGGGGUGCCGACAUGAAAUCCCGGGAUAAUAAGGGCAAGAAACCAAAAGACUACAAAAUGGUUCAGGAUAUUCUACAGAGGCGUUUGGCACAGGUGCCGACUGAUCUAAUUCCAGGCUCGGAGGAGGCAGGGUGGCUCGAUAUGCAUGAGAAAUCUCAAAAAUUGGAAUUCCUGCUUGAAAGGAUGCGAGAGAGCAUUAAUUCUGACGAAAAGGAAGAGUAA